Saccharomyces mikatae IFO 1815 is the source of this 657-nucleotide messenger RNA. It is a transcript of the gene MED8, whose product is annotated as RNA polymerase II mediator complex subunit MED8. Lineage: Eukaryota; Fungi; Ascomycota; Saccharomycetes; Saccharomycetales; Saccharomycetaceae. Gene Ontology annotation, molecular function: transcription coregulator activity; RNA polymerase II cis-regulatory region sequence-specific DNA binding. Bases 1 to 657 code for a protein of 218 amino acids. The transcript has a single exon. Gene Ontology annotation, cellular component: core mediator complex; mediator complex. The record is from RefSeq and is a predicted model, not a curated record. Gene Ontology annotation, biological process: regulation of transcription by RNA polymerase II.
AUGUCACAAUCUAAUGGAUCACUGGUUCCAGAAAGCAAUCAAGGUUCUCUACAAGAAGAUGUUAAUUUUGAUUUUAGUGGGGUACCCAGCCAGGCUUUAGACGCUGUACGUAUGCGUCUAGCUCAACUGACCCAUUCAUUGAGAAGAAUCAGGGAUGAAAUGUCUAAAGCAGAGUUACCACAGUGGUAUACACUCCAAUCACAGCUAAAUGUCACAUUAUCGCAGCUCGUUUCUGUUACUUCCACGUUACAACAUUUUCAAGAAACCUUGGAUUCUACAGUGGUUUAUCCGUUACCUAAAUUUCCUACCACUUCUCAUGAAAGUCUAGUCACUACUCUUCUGAGGAAAAAGAAUAUCCCUGAAGUGGAUGAAUGGAUGAAAUAUGUGAGAGAAACCUCUGGAAUAACCCCAUCUUUGUUAAAGAAUGAGGAAAUAGAGAAACUGUUACAACAGGACAAAGAGAUAACAAAUUGGGCACGUACUACUUUCAGAAAUGAAUAUGAAAAGCACGAUUUCAAACAUGAAGACUCUUUAAGCGAAGAACAUACCUCACUUCUUGUCCGAGAUAGCAAGCCCUCGAAAGCUUUCAAUGUGGAUGAUAUCUUGAAGUUUACAUUUACAGGAGAAAAGCCGACUCUUCCCGAGUCCACUCCCUAA